UGUCCCAGCGGUCUGCUGAAGGCGCUGUAUGCCCACAGUCAGUCGGGUUGAGGACGGAGCUGUGUGGAUUUGGAUGUGACAGCCUGGAAGACCUGUAGACUGUGGGCUUUGCUUUCUUGGAAGUUGCCGCAGCCACAUGUGUGCAGCUUCAGCAGCAGCAGCCCUGCAGAACCCAGACAUGUCCUGACCCCAGGACGCGACCGCCUGGCCCCGGCUAGGGACAGGGACACGGACCCUGCAGCUGCUGCAGUGUGUGUGUGUGUGUGUGUGUGUGUGUGUGUGUGUGUGUUUGUGUGCGUGACCUGCAACAUGCCACGGACAUUUAGGCGCGCGUGAGUGAGUGAGUCCCUCUCUCUCCAUCAUGCUCCUCGUGCACUGCCUGCUCUGGAGCGUGCAGCAGCAGCAGCAGCAGCAUCAGCAUCAGCCUCGUGCUCGCUCGCGCUUCUCUGGUGCGGCUGUGGACCGGGAAUGAACCAACAUGGACGUGGAGAAGGAGGGCUGGUUCUCUCUCGUGGAGAACGGGACCGCUAACUGGACCGCGUCCAGCCUCUACCUCGGUGACCACAACACCAGCACCACCUCUGGCCGGGCUGUGUGGGGGGACGGGCGGCCCGGGGAGCUCAGCCGCCCCGAGGAGGCGCUCCACGCCCGGGAAGAAGCGUACCGAGACUUUGCCACCACCAUCCAAGUUCUCAUCCUCCUCGGCUCUCUCUUAGGCAAUGCAGCUGUUCUAUGGUGCACCUGCUGCACAAACGUCUUCAAGUCGGUCACCAGCCGCUUUAUCAAGAACCUGGCCUGUUCUGGGAUCUGCGCCAGUCUGGUGUGCGUACCCUUCGACGUGCUCCUCAAUGCCAGCCCGAGAUGCUGCCUGUGGAUCCACACACUCCUGCUCUGCAGGGCCAUCAAGUUCCUGCACAGGCUCUUCUGCUCGGUCACUGUCCUCAGCUUUGCUGCCAUCGCUCUGGACAGGUACUAUUCUGUGCUGUAUCCACUGGAGAGAAAGAUAUCUGAUGCUAAAUCCAGAGAUGUGGUGAUCUACAUAUGGGUGCAUGCAGUGGUGGCCAGCAUCCCUGUGUUUGCUGUUAGUAAUGUGACUGAUGUCUACGCCACCUCCACCUGCUCUGACGGCCACUCGCUGGGCCACAUUGUUUACAUGGUAGUUUACAAUGUCACCACUGUAAUCUUACCGCUAGGGGCCGUAUUCCUGGCCAUGGUGUUGAUUCGCCGGGCGUUAAGUGCCAGCCAGAAGAAGAAAGUGAUCAUUGCAGCUUUGCGGACCCCUCAGAACAGCAUCUCCAUACCAUACGUUUCCCAGCGUGAGGCUGAGCUUCACAUCACAUUGCUGUCUGUGGUCCUGGCUUUUGCACUCUGCAGUGCUCCCUACGCUGCCCUGGUGGUCUAUCGGGCGCUGCCUCCAGGGGCUUCUGAGGCUUCGGCUUGGCUGCGACUGACGGCUGUUUGGCUGCCGAAAGUGUCACUGCUGACCAAUCCACUGUUGUUUGUGACGGUGAACCGCUCAGCCCGGCGCUGCCUUCUGGACGUUUUGGCACGCCUGCAGCGCCGCUAUAGCCGCAGGAAUGCAGUCAGCGCCGGCGGUCUCGCUGAGGCUGGACCACUGGGAGGUGAAACUGUGGCCCGAUCGGGCAGUCAGCUGCUGGAGAUGUUCAACAUUGGCCAGCAACAGAUAUUCAGACCCAACGAGGAAGAGGAUGAAGAGGAGGAGAACGAAAUCCCUUCAGUGGCCUCAGGCAGUUUCCAGGCCAAACCGGAUGAAGGAACCGGGUGUGGAAAAGCUGCUGGGGGGGUAAUUGGGAUGACAGGAGUCCAGCAAGUGUCUGCAGAAGCACCCAAGGAGGUGGUGGCUUUACCUGUGCCAAAACACUCCCCCAUUCAGACCUGUGCCUACUCAUCCUCACAGGUGGCCCCAGCCACACCCAAUGACCCUGAAGACGUCACACAAUUCGGGUUCGGCCCUUUCGAGCUGCCCCCGCAGUGGCUGCCUGAGACCAGGAACAGCAAGAAAAGACUCCUUCCUCCUCUGGGGAACACACCCGAGGAGCUGAUUCAGACCAAGCAGCCCAACAGACGUCCUGAGAGACGCAUCAGCAGAAACAACAAAGUCAGCACCUUUCCUGCUGUGGACCCCUGAGAACCAGCUUCAGCCAACCAGCACACCAGACUUUUAACAGGACAUCGGAUGGUCCUGGAACAAAAACCUAUGAAAUUCCUUAACAUUUUUUUAAAAACCUAAUGAUAUUUUUUCUUUUUGUGAAUGUGAUUUUUUUUAUACUGAUGAAACCAGAGAGAAUAUCUUUGAACCUUUUUUGUGUGCUGAUUUGUGGAAUGGAUAGAAUUUAGCUUAUCUCAGGCUAUGAAAUAUGUUGUGAGAAUGAAAACUUUCUUUCUCCAGAGAUGCAAGUAAAUAGUAGGAUUUGUAAUAUGGAUUAUGUAGAAAUUUUAUGUGGGAAUAAAAUGCACUCAGACCUUUUGUAGUGUGAAAACUUAAAAUGUUUAAGAAAAGAAUUUCUGAAAAGAUGAUUUUUCAGGUAUUUAUGUUAAAAUUACAUUUAUUGUCCUUUUAUUCUGUAUGUUUAAUGAAACAAAACUGAACUCACUGUGUUGUUCUAACUUUCAUGUUACUCACAAUAACCUUCACAUUUGUUCUGCAUUUAUUAGACAUGCAACAAUCAUGAUUAUCUAUGGCUAAAUAAAGACAAACUGGCCUUACGCUAAUUUUUUUGGGGGGCCAGUUUUUCAGAAUGUGUUUUUUACCAUCAUUAAUAUACCCUUUCUGACACGAUAAUACAAAACACAGGUCUAACAACAAAUACAUAUUUCAAAACGCCACACCAUAAAAGCAAUGUUCUUAUAGCUUUGUCCUAUCCAUUUAAUAAUGGAGGUCACUUUUUGACAGGAGGCUGAAGUCUUCUCAAGACUUUUUUAAUAUUCCAUUCCAGGAUGACUCCAAAUGAUGCGGCAGAUAUAUAAAGGAUGUUGCUCGAACAGAAAGGUACAUUCAGGCUAACAGUUAUUCUUGCCUGCUACACAGUACAGUAAGUGUGAAGUCGUAUGCUUGAGAAGCAAAACAACAAUAAGAUACAGCCCCAAAAUAUAUUAAAAGAAGCUGUGUAAUAAAUCACAUUCUUAGU
Molecule: messenger RNA, 3149 nt
Organism: Astyanax mexicanus (Mexican tetra)
Lineage: Eukaryota; Metazoa; Chordata; Actinopteri; Characiformes; Acestrorhamphidae
Gene: gpr176
Product: G protein-coupled receptor 176
Exons: 4
Coding region: 479-2149 (556 amino acids)
Biological process (GO): G protein-coupled receptor signaling pathway
Cellular component (GO): plasma membrane
Molecular function (GO): G protein-coupled receptor activity
Source: RefSeq, a predicted model, not a curated record